Molecule: messenger RNA, 1508 nt
Organism: Impatiens glandulifera
Lineage: Eukaryota; Viridiplantae; Streptophyta; Magnoliopsida; Ericales; Balsaminaceae
Product: E3 ubiquitin-protein ligase BIG BROTHER-like
Exons: 10
Coding region: 385-1128 (247 amino acids)
Biological process (GO): negative regulation of organ growth; protein ubiquitination
Molecular function (GO): ubiquitin conjugating enzyme binding; ubiquitin-protein transferase activity
Source: RefSeq, a predicted model, not a curated record
UAACGUGAUGUAGCGAAUAACUUCUCUUCCAACAGAAAUGGCGUGUCUACGAGCCUGCAGAAUCCUGCAUAGGCGCCACCUCCACAGUUCACAGAGUGGGGAAAGAGAAAGGGAGAACGGACUUUGAAGAAAGAAAGAGAGAUAGAUAGAUUCCGUCCAGUCCAUAGAGUUAUUCGCUUCGUCAGCUAAAGGCACUUCCGUUCAAAAAACGAUCAAUGUCGUACUAGUAGAGGAUUGCGUACAGGAUAACACGGGAAUGUGAUGCAGAGCCUGUAACAUAUAGAUGGUGACUAAUUCCUUUUAAAUCUUUAUUGGAUGGAAUAAGCUGACUUUUUGGCACAUCAAUUAUCAGUGUUAGAUUGUAUGAAAGAAAACUGGUAGAAGAUGAGCUGGAACCCGCAAAUGGAAGUUCACUAUGUAAAUGGCUGCUUUCCAUAUAACUCAGCUGGAAGUUCGGUAAAUUUGUUUGAAGGUCUAGCCUAUGAGCAUGUGAACUUGAUUUUUGCGGAUUCUGUACACUCUCAGGAGACCGUGUACCCUCCAAUGCAAACUAGUUUCUACAAAUUUGGCUUAUCUGAACCAGGAAAUUUUUCAUACUAUGAUUGUUACAAUGGCCAGAUACACAAUGAUGAUGCAUCCACAGUUCAUGAAUACCAUAGGCACUUCGAGAACUCUCAAACAAUCCUCAAUGAACACACAGAUGCAGCGACUACACAAUGGAAUGAAAAUGCUGGUGCAAACACGCCUGUCCAUGUAGAAUGUCCUCGGGAUCAGCCAAGUUCAAUUGAUAGUGAGGUCAUUUGGCAAGACAAUGUUGAUCCUGACAAUAUGACUUAUGAGGAACUUCUUGAACUAGGUGAAGUAGUUGGAACUGAGAGCCGGGGGUUAGCUCCAGAUUUGAUAUCUUUACUUCCAGUCCGGAAAUUUAAGAGAGGGUUCUUCUCCAGAAAGAACUCAAAAAUUGAGAGGUGCGUAAUAUGUCAGAUGGAAUACAAAAGAGGUGAUAAACAGAUUACCCUUCCCUGCAAACACGUCUACCAUGUCUGUUGUGGAACUAAGUGGCUUGGCAUCAACAAGGCAUGCCCCAUAUGUUACACCGAGGUGUUUGGAGAUGAAUCAAAACACUAGGAUACUACUGGUCAUUUCCUUCUCCCUAUCUCUGUUCUAGAGUCAGCUUCAAUUUCUUGGUUUUACCUGAUAUAUAGGCUUAUAUGUUGAUUUUUUCAACAACUCGAAUGACAUUGGAUGAAUGUUUUAAAACCUGGAGGAUUUCCAUAAUUUUCUACAUGAACCAACCAUUUAGCUCAGUUUGUCAUUUUGUUAGAUAUAGUGACAACCAAAAGGCAGAGGGUUUGAGCGUUUUAAACAGAAAGAGGGUAUAGGGUUUGUUUGUUCUGGUGAUUCAGUAGUUGUAUCGGUUGAAUAGUGACAAUUAAUGGGUUUUAGUAACACAUUUUUUAAUCUACAAUCCACGUUACACUAUUUGAAUGCAUAUUCCUUUUCAUGUU